Microthlaspi erraticum is the source of this 939-nucleotide messenger RNA. The record is from the annotation of a GenBank genome assembly. Lineage: Eukaryota; Viridiplantae; Streptophyta; Magnoliopsida; Brassicales; Brassicaceae.
AUGGAUCUAAACGCGAGCCCCGUUUCCGUGUCAACCUCAGACUCAAGGCCCAUGUCUGUCUCUCCGGUCAUGGUGACUCCCGGAGCAGAACCGGCCACUGUGGAGAUCAAAGACGGAGGUUCGUUCUCUGUCGCUCCGGUCAUGGUGACUGCCGGAGCAGCACCGGCCACUGUGGAGAUCAACGACGGAGAGUCGUUGGAAAAGAAAAGAGACGAAAGAUCGAGGAUGUACGAUACCAAAGGGAAGUCGAUCGUACUGUCUGAAAGACAAGAAGACUCCUCGAGGAUGUACGAUACCAAAGGGAAGUCGAUCGUACUGUCUGAAAGACACGAAGACUCCUCGAGGUUGAUGAAAGGUGUCGGAGGAGGAGGGGACUUCAAGGCACAUAUCUUCGUAGUCCAUCCCAAAGAGGAUAUAAUUGGGAAGAUAAUGUCCUUCACGAAAAAUGGUUCUCGCAGCGUCUGCGUUUUGUCAGCAAAUGGUGAGAUUUGCAACGUCAAGAUUCAACCGCUAAGCUUCAACAGCAAAGUCUUGACGUUUAAGGAUUCUUAUGAGAUAAUAUCACUGAGUGGUACAAUGGCGGUGAGUCAAAGUGGAGAAGUGAGAAAUGAGACAGGAGGAUGGAGGAUUACGAUUGGUGGAUCUGAUGGUUUUGUCUUUGCUGGUCGUUUAUUCGGUAAACUCAUUGCAGCAUCUCCGGUCCAAGUUGUGGUUGGAAGUUUCUGGCCAAUUGUCCAAAACCCGUCUUGGUAUAGGAGCAAUGAGUCCAGAGCUAUGAUUGUUGCACCCACAACACAAAACGGAUUAAUGGGUUCUACACUCACAAGACAAGACAAGCAACCAGAGAUGGGAAACCCGCCUCCUCGCUCUAUGAACCGAGACUUGUGUGGGACAGGAUCUGGACUUAACAAGAAUUCUUGUCCAAAUCUAAAUGAAUAA